Molecule: messenger RNA, 1190 nt
Organism: Quercus lobata
Lineage: Eukaryota; Viridiplantae; Streptophyta; Magnoliopsida; Fagales; Fagaceae
Gene: FIB4
Product: Plastid-lipid associated protein PAP / fibrillin family protein
Exons: 4
Coding region: 159-998 (279 amino acids)
Source: RefSeq, a predicted model, not a curated record
UCUCCUCAUACCAUUGGUUCCUAACUUGUCUUCUUUCUUCUUCUCAACUCUCUUAACUUUCAAGCCACAAGUCUUCAAAAAACAAAAACAAAAAGCUUUCAAGCCACAAGCACACACUCACACGCACUGUGCAAGCAAAACCCACAUACCCAUCACCCAUGGCCUCUCUUUCUCUUCUGCCAACGUUUCUCUCUCUCUCACCAUCGCCAUCGUUAUCACCUUCUUCUUCUGUUACAUGUUUUAGUCCCAGCAGAAUUCACACUGUCACAGUCCAUUCUCCAAGAUGGUCUCGUUCAGCUAAGCGAAGCCUUGUCCCAAGAUCAACUCUGGACGAGGUUUCUGUAAUUGACCCUCCACCUCCACCUCCACCAUCAGAACCCAAGUCUGAGCUCAAUGAGUCUUUGAAGCUCAAAUUACUGAGUGCUGUUUCUGGGCUGAAUAGAGGUCUUGCUGCAGAUGAGGAUGAUCUGCGAAAGGCAGAUGCUGCUGCCAAGGAGCUUGAAGAUGCUGGAGGGCUGGUGGACCUCUCAGUUGAUCUUGAUAAGUUGCAAGGGAGAUGGAAACUGAUAUAUAGCAGUGCAUUCUCAUCUCGUACUCUUGGUGGAAGCCGUCCUGGACUGCCCACAGGAAGGCUACUUCCUGUAACUCUUGGUCAGGUUUUUCAACGGAUUGACAUCUUAAGUAAAGAUUUUGAUAAUAUAGCAGAGCUUGAAUUAGGUGCUCCAUGGCCUCUGCCACCUGUUGAAGUGACUGCCACAUUAGCCCACAAAUUUGAAGUCAUAGGAUCUGCAAAGAUAAAAAUCACAUUCGAGAAGACAACUGUAAAGACCACUGGAAACUUAUCACAACUGCCACCAUUAGAAUUACCACGAAUUCCAGAUGCUUUAAGGCCUCCAUCGAAUCCAGGCAGUGGUGAAUUUGAAGUAACCUAUCUUGACACAGAUAUCCGCGUCACCAGAGGAGACAGAGACGAGCUUAGGGUUUUUGUUAUCUCAUAAGACCUUGGCAUUUGUGAUUUCUCUACGAUGCCUCGAUAUUCAAGAUUCAUGUGUAGCAUUCACAGUUCCUGCUUCAAUAUGUUAAUCUUAAAUUUUACAUACACGAAUUGACCACAAGAAAUACUGUUCAGUGACGAACGAUCUAAUAUGAAACUGUAAAGUUAUAAUCUAUAAUAUGAAACUGUUUCUUCA